AGGCAGAGCUCAGACUAUGACUACACUGUGUGUCCAGAGGGAGAGAAGAAACUCAGCAAAUCUACCUACAAACACUUUGGGACCAACAUGGAUGCUGUGAGCAAUAGCCUUACCUCUUCUUUAUCAAACAAUAACACAAGACAUACUACUGAAUUGACAUCAACUUGUUAUAAAUACUUUUUGCCUUUGGUCUGGGUAGUUCAUGUAAAUUCUAUCAAUAGGCCUUUAAAAAUAUAUAAUGUUGAAGUCGGAAGUUUACAUACACUUGGGUUGGAGUCAUUAAAACUCGUUUUUCAACCACUCCACACAUUUCUUGUUAACAAACUAUAGUUUAGGCAGGUGGGUUAGGACAUCUACUUUGUGCAUGACACAAGUAAUUUUUCCAACAAUUGUUUACAGACAGAUUAUUUCACUUAUAAUUCACUGUAUCACAAUUCCAGUGGGUCAGAAGUUUACAUACACUAAGUUGACUGUGCCUUUAAACAGCUUGGAAAAUUCCAGAAAAUUAUGUCAUGGCUUUAGAAUCUUCUGAUAGGCUAACUGACAUCAUUUUAGUCAAUUGGAGGUGUACCUGUGGAUGUAUUUCAAGGCCUACCUUCAAACUCAGUGCCUCUUUGCUUGACAUCAUGGGAAAAUCAAAAGAAAUCAGCCAAGACCUCAGAAAAAAAAUUGUAGACCUCAACAAGUCUGGUUCAUCCUUGGGAGCAAUUUCCAAACGCUUGAAGGUCCCACGUUCAUCUGUAAAACAAUAGUAUGCAAGUAUAAACACCAUGGGUCCACGCAGCCGUCUUACCGCUCAGGAAGGAGACGCGUUCUAUCUCUUAGAGAUGAACGCACUUUGGUGCGAAAAUAGCAAAUCAAUCCCAGAACAACAGCAAAGGACCUUGUGAAGAUACUAGAGGAAACAGGUACAAAAUUAUCUAUAUCCACAGUAAAACGAGUCCUAUAUCAACAUAACCUGUAAGGCCACUCAGCAAGGAAGAAGCCACUGCUCAAAAACCGCCAUAAAAAAGCCAGACUACGGUUUGCAACUGCACAUGGGGACAAAGAUCGUACUUUUUGGAGAAAUGUCCUCUGAUCUGAUGAAACAAAAAUAGAACUGUUUGGCCAUAAUGACCAUCGUUAUGUUUGGAGGAAAAAGGGGGUACUUGCAAACAGAAGAACACCAUCCCAACCGUGAAGCACAGGGGUGGCUGCAUCAUGCUGUGGGGGUGCUUUGCUGCAGGAGCUACUGGUGCACUUCACACAAUAGAUGGCAUCACGAGGAAGGAAAAUUAUGUGGAUAUAUUGAAGCAACAUCUCAAGACAUCGGUCAGGAAGUUAAAGCUUGGUCGCAAAUGGUCUUCCAAAUGGACAAUGACCCCAAGCAUACUUCCAAAGUUGUGGCAAAAUUGCUUAAGGACAACAAAGUCAAAGUAUUGGAGUGGCCAUCACAAAGCCCUGACCUCAAUGUAAACAUGUAAAUAUAAUGUAAACCUCAAUCCUAUAGAACAUUUGUGGGCAGAACUGAAAAAGCGUGUGCGAGCAAGGAGGCCUACAAACCGGACUCAGUUACACCAGCUCUGUCAGGAGGAAUGGGCCAAAAUUCACCCAACUUAUUGUGGGAAGCUUGUGGAAGGCUACGCGAAACGUUUGACCCAAGUUAAACAAUUUAAAGGCAAUGCUACCAAAUACUAAUUGGGUGUAUGUAAACUUCUGACCCACUGGGAAUGUGAUGAAAGAAAUUAAAGCUGAAAUAAAAGAUUCUCUCUACUUUUAUUCUGACAUUUCACAUUCUUAAAAUAAAGUGGUGAUCCUAACUGACCUAAGACAGGGAAUUUUUACUAGGAUUAAAUGUCAGGAAUUGUGAAAAACUGAUUUUAAAUCUAUUUGGCUAAGGUGUAUGUAUACGUCCGACUUCAACUGUAUAUACUUGUUGUAGAAUAAUGUAGAAUAAUGUCAGCUAAUAUGAAGCCAUAAGAGUUUAGAGUUUAUUCAUUACCCCAGUCAUCUCAAAUGACAUGACUGCAGUAACAUAAUCUACUUCUGUCCUUACCCAAAUUCCCUGUGGGAAAAAUAAACUCAUUAUAUUAUAUUCUAUUUAACCUCCAGGACUGGAGCACCAGCACAGAAACCUAUAUGUCUCAGUAUCUCCUGAAGAAAGAGUAUGAGCCCAAGAAGAUUCCCAAGUCUAUGGUGGAGGCUGACCACUUCCAGUCUGCAGACUUUGACAGACAUACAGUCAGGUAGGCUGUAACUGUAGGACUGUAGUGUUUCAGGUGAAGAGCUGUCACUUGCAUUACAUUGAUACAUAGGUCUACAGCACAUAACAUACCAUCAUGGUCAUCACGAGCAGCAAAGAAUGUGAUGAAUUAGAAUGUGCAAGGCAGUGAUGGGUUUCCAGACAUAUCGUUUCUUUUCCUAUUCAAUACACUUUUAAUUGGGAAAAACACAUAUUUCACUGGCUUGAACUGAAGUCUUAAUUCUGACUGGAACUGCAAGGACCUGAUGUCAGUAUUUCACUACUUCCACUAACUGCUAACAUUCAUUCAGUAUUUGAAGAGUUUAGUUCCAAAACACUAUAUCCAUCAAUUUUUUACAUUUCUCUUUUCUUUUCUGGAGAAAUAAUUGCUUAUGGGUACCUUCAUGUGUGUCUAAAAUCUUACUGUUCUCAGAUAUUUUAUUCAAAUAUUUUAGAUGUCUAUUAAAAUUGGUUUUGCUAAAUGCUGUAUAUCCAUUGUUUAGCUGGAAUGGAAUGUUCGUAUCCUCUAUAUUUGACUGUGAUAUUUGGUUGUCUCACCUAGCUAUGUUAAGAUGAAUGCACUAACUGUAAGUCGCUCUGGAUAAGAGCGACUGCUAAAUAGUCCAUGGGUCAGACCCCCAAAUUUGGGCCUUCGGGCUCACUUGGGGUGACGAUGUCUCAUAGUGAUUUUAUUAAAGGUCUAUGUCGCUAGAGUUGGAAAAUGUGUGAUAGCGGUGCAGUAAUGACAGUUUUCUGGCAGCAGCAAUGCUUGGUUUUAGACAGUCAAAUGUGACAAAUACAGUGGGGGAAAAAAGUAUUUAGUCAGCCACCAAUUGUGCAAGUUCUCCCACUUAAAAAGAUGAGAGAGGCCUGUAAUUUUCAUCAUAGGUACACGUCAACUAUGACAGACAAAUUGAGAGAAAAUAAUUCCAGAAAAUCAUAUUGUAGGAUUUUUAAUGAAUUUAUUUGCAAAUUAUGGUGGAAAAUAAGUAUUUGGUCACCUACAAACAAGCAAGAUUUCUGGCUCUUACAGACCUGUAACUUCUUCUUUAAGAGGCUCCUCUGUCCUCCACUCGUUACCUGUAUUAAUGGCACCUGUUUGAACUUGUUAUCAGUAUAAAAGACACCUGUCCACAACCUCAAACAGUCACACUCCAAACUCCACUAUGGCCAAGACCAAAGAGCUGUCAAAGGACACCAGAAACAAAAUUGUAGACCUGCACCAGGCUGGGAAGACUGAAUCUGCAAUAGGUAAGCAGCUUGGUUUGAAGAAAUCAACUGUGGGAGCAAUUAUUAGGAAAUGGAAGACAUACAAGACCACUGAUAAUCUCCCUCGAUCUGGGGCUCCACGCAAGAUGUCACCCCGUGGGGUCAAAAUGAUCACAAGAACGGUGAGCAAAAAUCCCAGAACCACACGGGGGGACCUAGUGAAUGACCUGCAGAGAGCUGGGACCAAAGUAACAAAGCCUACCAUCAGUAACACACUACGCCGCCAGGGACUCAAAUCCUGCAGUGCCAGACAUGUCCCCCUGCUUAAGCCAGUACAUGUCCAGGCCCGUCUGAAGUUUGCUAGAGUGCAUUUGGAUGAUCCAGAAGAGGAUUGGGAGAAUGUCAUAUGGUCAGAUGAAAUCAAAAUAGAACUUUUUGGUAAAAACUCAACUCGUCGUGUUUGGAGGACAAAGAAUGCUGAGUUGCAUCCAAAUAACACCAUACCUACUGUGAAGCAUGGGGGUGGAAACAUCAUGCUUUGGGUCUGUUUUUCUGCAAAGGGACCAGGACGACUGAUCCGUGUAAAGGAAAGAAUGAAUGGGGCCAUGUAUCGUGAGAUUUUGAGUGAAAACCUCCUUCCAUCAGCAAGGGCAUUGAAGAUGAAACGUGGCUGGGUCUUUCAGCAUGACAAUGAUCCCAAACACACCGCCCGGGCAAUGAAGGAGUGGCUUCGUAAGAAGCAUUUCAAGGUCCUGGAGUGGCCUAGCCAGUCUCCAGAUCUCAACCCCAUAGAAAAUCUUUGGAGGGAGUUGAAAGUCCGUGUUGCCCAGCGACAGCCCCAAAACAUCACUGCUCUAGAGGAGAUCUGCAUGGAGGAAUGGGCCAAAAUACCAGCAACAGUGUGUGAAAACCUUGUGAAGACAUACAGAAAACGUUUGACCUGUGUCAUUGCCAACAAAGGGUAUAUAACAAAGUAUUGAGAAACUUUUGUUAUUGACCAAAUACUUAUUUUCCACCAUAAUUUGCAAAUAAAUUCAUUAAAAAUCCUACAAUGUGAUUUUCUGGAUUUUUGUUUCUCAUUUUGUCUGUCAUAGUUGAUGUGUACCUAUGAUGAAAAUUACAGGCCUCUCUCAUCUUUUUAAGUGGGAGAACUUGCACAAUUGGUGGCUGACUAAAUACUUUUUUUCUCCACUGUAUAUACAGCGGGCAAGUAGAGAGUUGGAAACUCUGGCCUACACCAUCCCAACAUGGGCCAGCCCACACCAAGCCCAGAGAGAGGCGGGGGCACAUUAGAAUAUUUGGGGGCGUGGUUUGCAUACCGUUAUUUUUGUGCAACGUUUACUGAGUAUUUUUUAUACAAUAUAUCACUUUCCUUAAAUACCUUCAAGGCUUGAAAAUUAUGCAAUUUAUGUAUUGAAUUAAAUUGUAAUAAAUACAUUAUAAUUAAAUUAAUUCAUAUUAAAUAGAACUGUGGGGCCAAUAUUUUAGCCUGCAUUGGGCCCACAUUGUGCCAGUGUGGACAUUUUUGCUGGGAAAUUGUCUCCAAAUGGUGUCACUACUACUGUCUGCCAGAAGAGGGCGAUAUGACUGUUUGGUCAUAACCUCAAUAACCUGGUUUCAUCUUGUUUUACUCUUACUUACAAUUCAUUACAAGAAUAACUCAAAUGUUGACAUUGACAAGUUUAAUAUGAUAACAGCUGAGAAAACAGUGCUGUCAGCAAAGUUAGAGAGGUUUGGAACAUCCUUUGAUGAGAGGGCUGGAUCAAACAUUUGCCCUUUUUCCAACCCCUUUGGUUUCCACCUUAAAACCGUCAAAUAGGACUGUAACAUUACUUUUAAACACAAUUGCAUAACAGAUGGAGAGCGCCUGUGGAAAAAAGUGAGAUAUUCCUGACGUCGUCAUCGGUUCCCAGUGUGGGGGAGGCUAAGGCUACAGUUCACACUAACAUUUGUAAUGUCUCACACACCAGUAAUAAACACACACACACUCUCUCCCGCUUUUAGAACGCUUUGCAACACAACACAACAGUCACUUAACAACAUUAGAUUCAUGUCUCUGCCGAAAUACCUUUCAAGAACACCUGUCUGUAUAUUUGCUGUAGGCUAUAACAACUCCUAUUCACACAUUGUCUAGACAUAAUAAUAAUAAUAAUAUGCCAUUUAGCAGACGAUUUUAUCCAAAGCGAUUUACAGUCAUGCGUGCAUACAUUUUUUGUGUAUGGGUGGUCCCGGGGAUCGAACCCACUACCUUGGCGUUACAAGCACUGUGCUCUACCAGCUGAUCUACAGAGGACCACAUAGUGGCAAUGUUUAUGAAGCAUCAUAUAUGUACUGUGUGUGUCUAUUGAAGUUACAGUGACAUUAAGGUCAGAAUCUGUUGCAGAAGAUGUAACAUACUGUAUCUACAGUUGAAGUCGGAAGUUUACAUACACUUAGGUCGGAGUCAUUAAAACUCGUUUUUCAACCACUCCACACAUUUCUUGUUAACAAACUAUAGUUUUGGCAAGUCGGUUAGGACAUCUACUUUCUGCAUUACACAAGUAAUUUUUCCAACAAUUGUUUACAGACUGAUUAUUUCACUUAUAAUUCACUGUAUCACAAUUCCAGUGGGUCAGAAGUUUACAUACACUAAGUUCACCGUGCCAUUAAACAGCUUGGAAAAUUCCAGAAAAUGAUGUCAUGGCUUUAGAAGCUUCUGAUAGGCUAAUUGACAUCAUUUGAGUCAAUUGGAGGUGUACCUGUGGAUGUAUUUCAAGGCCAACCUUUACACUCAGUGCCUCUUUGCUUGACAUCAUGGGAAAAUCAAAAGAAACUAGCCAAGACCUCAGAAAAAAUAUUGUACACCUCCACAAGUCUGGUUCAUCCUUGGGAGCAAUUUCCAAAUGCCUGAAGGUACCACGUUCAUCUGUACAAACAAUAGUACGCAAGUAUAAACACCAUGCGACCACGCAGCCGUUAUACCGCUCAGGAAGGAGACGCGUUCUGUCUCCUAGAGAUGAACCUGCAAAUCAAUCCCAGAACAACAGCAAAGGACCUUGUGAAGAUGCUGGAGGAAACAGGUACAAAAGUAUCUAUAUCCACAGUAAAACGAGUCCUAUAUCGACAUAACCUGAAAGGCCGCUCAGCAAGGAAGAAGCCACUGCUCCAAAACCGCCAUAAAAAAGCCAGACUACGGUUUGCAACUGCACAUGGGGACAAAGAUCAUACUUUUUGGAGAAAUGUCCUCUGGUCUGAUGAAACAAAAAUAGAACUGUUUGGCCAUAAUGACCAUCGUUAUGUUUGGAGGAAAAAGGGGGUUGCUUGCUAGCCGAAGAACACCAUCCCAACUGUGAAGCGCGGGGGUGCUUUGCUGCAGGAGGGACUGGUGCACUUCACAAAAUAGAUGGCAUCAUGAGGAAGGAAAAUUAUGUGGAUAUAUUGAAGCAACAUCUCAAGACAUCAGUCAGGAAGUUAAAGCUUGGUCGCAAAUCGGUCUUCCAAAUGGACAAUGACCCCAGUCAUACUUCCAAAGUUGUGGCAAAAUGGCUUAAGGACAACAAAGUCAAGGUAUUGGAGUGGCCAUCACAAGGCCCUGACCUCAAUCCUAUAGAAAAUAUGUGGGCAGAACUGAAAAAGCGUGUGCGAGCAAGGAGGCUUACAAACCUGACUCAGUUACACCAGCUCUGUCAGGAGGAAUGGGCCAAAAUUCACCCAACUUAUUGGUGGAAGCUUGUGGAAGGCUACCUGAAACAUUUGACCCAAGUUAAACAAUUUAAAGGCAAUGCUACCAAAUGCUAAUUGAGUGUAUGUAAACUUCUGACCCACUGGGAAUGUGAUGAAAUAAAUAAAAGCUGAAAUAAAUCAUUCUCUCUACUAUUAUUCUGACAUUUCACAUUCUUAAAAUAAAGUGGUGAUCCUAACUGACCUAAGACAGGGAAUUUUUACCAGGAUUAAAUGUCAGGAAUUGUGAAAAACUGAGUUUAAAUAUAUUUGGCUAAUACCCAUCAGAGGGCUUUGGCUCUGUAGGACCAACCCUGCCAGGCAGGCUCAGAAUCUUGAGGGUGUCUGUUAACAUGUUCCUAUACACCACCGACAUGACUAUGCUGUGUGUGCCAAUAUCAUUAACUGGUAGGCUCUCUUCAAAAUCUUUUACAAAUGAAGGCACAAAUCAGUGAGUGAGUGAGUGAGAGAGAGAGAGAGAGAGAGAGAUAGAGAGCGAGCGAGAGAGAGAGAGAGAGAGAGAGAGAGAGAGAGAGAGAGACUGUCCAUCACCAUCUCUUGGAGGUUUCUCUACCAACACGACACUGUGAAAUGACAGGCCUUGUAAUAUCACUGUGGAGAGAGACUUCCACAGAACCCUCACACAAGUCUCAACGUCUAUCACUGUCCUAGAGCUGUGAUGACCGUAUACAGUUUUUUAGGAAGCCAGUGUCUGUUCAAAUCAUCAUGCUGUCUGAAAACCAUCAUACCGAUCAGUUUGGUUGACAACAAAAUUCUGUGCAAGAUGUGAUAUAUGUUUGUCUUUACGAGUAAGUAUGAGAAACUGUUCAGUUUGAAGCGGAAGCACCCUGUUGAAGGCUAGGUAUUCAAUAAUAAAUAAAGUUUUUAUUGAACUUCCAGUUUCCUCCAUAGUGAUUAAAUGUCUGGAGGAUAUGAUUAUAAGGAGAUAUCAGAAAUGACAGUAGGAUCAUCCAGCAUUCCUCUGUGGUAAACAGAGAGCUAUUAUCAUAGCUAUAGAUAAUACUAUACUCCCGAGUGGCGCAGUAGCUGUGCCACUAGAGAUCCUGGUUCGAAUCCAGGCUCUGUCGUGGCCAGCCACGACCGGGAGACCCAUGGGGCGGCGCACAAUUGGCCCAGGGUAGGGUAGGGGAGGGAAUGGCCGGCAGGGAUGUAGCUCAGUUGGUAGGGCAUGGCGUUUGCAACGCCAGGGUUGUGGGUUCGAUUCCCACGGAGGGGGCAGUAUGAAAAAUAAAACAAUUAUGUAUGCUCUUACUAACUGUAAGUCGCUCUGGAUAUGAGCGUCUGCUAAAUGACUAAAAUGUAAAUGUACUAUAGAGACACAUGCAUGAAAAUGUAGCAGUGAACCUAUCGUGAUUGUGAGAAUUACAUAUUUACUUAGUGGUUGCGACUGAAAGAAAGUGUUCUAAAUGGGAAGAAAUCUCCUCUUUCACUCAUGUGUAUAGAUAGGAUAGACAAUGGAGUAGCCUGAUUCUCCAUCAAGAGCAGAAGAGACAACUGCCUUCAUCUCACAUUUCUAUUCACUGUUUCCCCCAAUUCCCAAAAAUACAGUCAACACAUCUGUAUCCCUUCAAUGUGUAAUAAUUAAUUUAUCUUGAAAAGAUGGACAGAAGCUUCAAGCCUAACUAACAAGAUUCAGUUUUUACCAAUGACCUGCCACUAGCAUUAAACAAAGUAUGUGUGUCCAUGUAUGCUGAUGAUUCAACCAUAAACGCAUCAGCAACAGCUAAUGAAGUCACUGAAACACUUAACAAAGAGUUGUAGUCAGUUUUGGAAUGGGUGGCCAGUAAUAAACUGGUCCUGAACAUCUCUAAAGCUAAGGGCAUUGUAUUUGGUACAAAUCAUUCCCAAAGUUCUAGAUCUCAGCUGAAUCUGGUAAUGAAUGGUGUGGCUGCUGAACAAGUUCAGGAGACUAAAUUGUCAACUGUAAACUGUCAUGGUCAAAAUAUAUAUACUGGAAAAAAUAUAUAAGCGCAACAUGUAAAGUGUUGGUCCCAUGUUUCAUGAGUUGAAAUAAAAUAUCCCAGAAAUGUUCCAUACGCACAAAAAGCGUAUUUCUCUAAAACGUUUACAUCCCUGUUGGUGAGCAUUUCUCCUUUGCCAAGAUAAUCCAUCCACCUGACAGGGGUGGCAUAUCAGGAAGCUGAUUAAACAGCAUGAUCAUUACACAGGUGCACCUUGUGCUGGGGACAAUAAUGGGCAGUUCUGUCACAUAACACAAUGCCACAGAUGUCUCAAGUUUUGAGGGAGUGUGCAAUUGGCAUGCUUACUGCAGGAAUGUCCACCAGAGCUGUUGUCAGAUACUUGAAUGUUCAUUUCUCUACCAUAACGUCGUUUUAGAGAAUUUGGAAGUACAGCCUCACAACCGCACACCACGUGUAUGGUGUCGUGUCGGCGAGCGGUUUGCUGAUGUCAACGUUGUGAACAGAGUGCCCAAUGGUGGCGUUGGGUUAUGGGUUGCUUAGAUUGAUAGAACAGUCAGUGUUCAAUUUGUGUUAUAAGACUGGACGAUUUAGCAGCUUGAUGAUUUCAAAUUGAAAGACUCACCUAUUCAACAUGAAUAGUGAGACGUUUUCGAGGUAGUCAUUUUUUUCGGUGCCGAAUGAUUUGAAAGCUUAAACUACUGUGAAUAGGGUUGGAAUUUGGAAUAUUGAAUUGAACAUGGAUAUGAAUUGAGUGUAUGCGGGUCAAUUAUAGCCAGUGUUUGUUUUAUUAAUUAGAGCGUAAUCAGAAAGGACAGUUACAGAAAUUGAAUAGCAGGCUGGCAAUGGCAAUGGAGCUGUGGCAAUGAUUUGAAUUGAGAACAAAGGAAAAUAAUUUAUGGCUCUGGUUCGCGGGUAAAAGAGAGACAGUCCAGCUAGUACGAAUCGAGCUGUAAGAUAGAUUUCAAGUAGAAGUCUAAAUAGUUGAAUGGAAAACAGUUAUUUGACAAAUUCUAAUUGUUAUUACUUUAUUCGAUAGGUUGCUUAACACCAGUGGUGUAUGCAAAUAGUUGGUGAAUUCUAAAACAAUAAUUUGUUUUCGUUACGUGAACCAGGGGAUGCAAGUAGCUUUAGCUAUUAUGCUGAUGGAAUAGCACCAACUUAUAGUGGGUUCUAGAUUUGUUGAAUAACAAACGUAUAUUUUAAACUAAAUUAAUGCAAUAGGCUACAAUUAUAACAUUAUCAGAAAAAGGCACAAUUUAAUGCGAAGCAGUUAUUACAAGUGUCAUUGAUCCAGUAAUGAUAGAAGGAUAGUAGAGGAAAGGCAAGGGAUACAAUCUCAUUUAAGGAAAGAAGAAGAGUAUGAAGAUAUAUUAGGGAGAAAAUACCAUUAACUGAGGGAUAUAAAAAUGUUUAGCUGAGAAAGACAACAGGACUCAUUUACCUUACACCCUAAUAUAGACACUGAACCACACAAGGAGUAGAGAUGGCAGGAACACCAGUAGCAAUCAUGAAGAGAAGGUUCCCAGAAAAUAGUAAUAUUGGUAUAAUCUCUGACAAAUGGGAAAAAAGGACCAGGAAAAUAGUAACUAAAUGGCCAAAGGAGGGAACAUUUGAUGUAACAGUGUGCGAGGAAAUGGAUACCCUAAUAAAGAACUAUAAAACAGGAGAGAAAGGGGAGAAAAGAAAGAAGAAGAGAGAGAAAGCGAGAGAAAUCUUGAAAAUGUUCUGGGAGGAAGGAAAGAGUUGGAGAGACAGCAUAGCCAAAGCUAGAAGGAUAAUAAUGGAGAGGGAGAGUGAACCAAAAAAGCCUGGUUUAACUACACCACCACCAUACACAGAAGGGUGGCAGUAUUCUCAGGUCACAGGUCUAGUCUCAAUAACAGGGAGUGUAGAGAUAGAAGGAGAAAAAAGGAAGCAGCAGGUUUCCACACCAAGAAGAGGAGAACAAUCACAUUUAGAUAUAGACUGUUAUUGAGGACUGAGGGGUAUGGUAACGGAACUGGAAAAUUAUGGGAUAGAUGAACAAGAGUGUGAUGGGCAAAGAGAUGGGGGGAAUACAAAUGAGGAGGAAGGUGAAGAAUUUAGACAGUAUGCUGACUCUGAUCAAGGACAGAGUGAGACAGAGGGACUAACGUCAGAAUCACGCAAGGAAUUCUGCGACCAUAUUAUCCACGCAAUGGAGAAAUACAGGAGGGAUGAACCGAAAUUGGCGAAGCAGUGGAGAGAGAUUCUGAGAAAACUGGGACAGUUGCAGCUGGAAGAGCUGACAAGAAAGGACAAAAAGAAAACACAAGCUACACCUGUUCUCCAAGGCGGUCAACAGAUACCACCUCAGCAGCAAGGCCAAAGAGCUCCUGCCUUACCAGUAGUGAAUGUGUACACACAACAAUCCCCUGGGCAGUGGCAAAACAAGAAUAAUGAAAAUGGACCCAAGAAUCAAUGGAAUUCAACCACAGCAUCAGACACACCAGAAUGGUGGACUAAGAAGACCAGGUGUCUGCUGGGGGUGCAAUCAAUCAGGACAUAUGAGAAGGGAUUGUACUACCAAGCCGUGGGUGCCUAGGCAACCACAACAGGGUAAUUGGCAAGAAAAUGGGCCCAGCUCAGCUAGAGGGGGGCAGUCUCAGACACAGGCUCCACAGGGCCAAGUGAACCUGUGGGGAGGACCAAAUCAGGGUAGCUGGAGAAGCAUUUAUUUUGGACUAGGGGACAGGACUAACUUUUUGUAGGUUCUGGAUUGAUUGCACAACAAUUUAUAUUUUUACUAAAAUCAAUGCAGCAGGUUGAAAUGAUUAGAUUACUGGAAAGUGGUUAUGGGUUUUAUGUUAUAUGUGUAUAUUCUACUUAAUGGAACAGGAUGAUGUCUUGAUUGGGAGUCUUUUUUCUGGGAUUGAUGGAAAUCCCCUACAGUAUGAAUGAUGAGGGAGAUGUAGGAGACCCACGUCUCAAACAACAUUUUAAUAGAUACUUGGGAUCAAAUAUCACUGAUUCCUUACACUGAGGAAUUGACUGUAUUGGUGACAGGGAAAGGUAUUACAUUCAGUGGGGUUAAAGAAUGCUUCCGAGGGUCAAAGAUAAUGGAUUCUGAAAGGUGAAAUGUAAAUUUACAGUAUGUAUGGGUGACAGCGCGAAUGAGGGUUACAAAUAGUCAAAUGGUGUUUCAUGCUGCAUUUACACAAUCGCUGAAGGGGUUGAAUUUGAGUGUUGUGGAUUGUAGUAAAGUGUUAGUGGCGUCGAAGGGCGAGGACACUAAAGGGCGAAACCAUCAUCACAUUAGUAAACUAUAUUGGUAGAAGGGGGGCCACAGGGCAUGUGGGAAAGUACAACCAACGAGGCAAGAGAUAGCAUAUUUGAGUUUUCGACGUCAUGAAGCAUGUUGGGGGUGAUUGAGUGGUAGCAGUGCGGCUAGGGAAAAGCCUAGGGGUUUAAAUCUUAUGGGAUUUUAUUUCGUUUUAUGUGCACUGGAUUGUGGAAUUCACCGGGGAAGGGAACAGUCACAAAUGAGGUUAUUGGGGGUUGUCUGAAAGGGGGGAUCAGGAGAUGUGGGAAUAGAGAGUGAGAAUUUCGAAUUUAAAUUGUUUGGACUGAUUAAGAGGUAUCAAAAUUGAAACUAACUAAAUGUGUACUUUUUCUUCCAGGAAAAAGGGGGGAGUGAUUUUCUCUUUUCUUUCAAAUAUUUUCUGAGAUUAUAAAUAAGGCCUGGCCAUUUGUUGUUUGUUUAUUGUUUUACUAUAUGGUGUUCAAAUAACCACAAACAAACCACUUAGUAUGAAAUGUUAGCUGUAUAGGAUUUUUAUUUGUAUUUUAGGUUUUUCAAGGGAUGGAAGUGAAAUAUCUAAAAGGUGACACAUGUAAUUUGGGUUUUAUUUACUGAGGGAUAAGUAAAUAUGUGUGAUUUAUUUUGAAAAGAGCUGUACUAAAGACAUACUGUACACUUGGGAUACAACAUUUAUGAAAUGUGUUGACGGUUGUUAAUGAGUGGUAUACUAUUGAUGGAACAAUUCAUUGAAUGAUUUCAAUGACCUCUGCAAGCUGUCCUGGCUUUAUAGUGUGACUUGAUCACCCGCACUGUAAAUACUAGAGGCAUGCUGAAUUGGGGGUUGGUUAUAAUAAGGAAUUGUGAGGAAGUAUAUAAUUUGGCAUUAAUCCUAUAUAUCAUUCCAAACAGGAGAGAGCUAGUAUUGAAGGAGAGAUAACCUUGAAUAAUGUUAUGGAAUGCAAAUGGGUUAAGAUAUCAUCAAGGGUUGUCAUUUUAAGUUCAGUUAUUAUUUUUGGUUUUUGAACACAUGAAUCACGAUGUGAUGCAUGUGUCCAAAGGGGGGAAGUUGGUUUUAACGGUUUUAAUGUUUUUGGGUUUUUGGGGGUUUACAGGGUUUUUUAAUGGUUUUAAUGUUUUUAAAUGGUUUUAUGAGCAGUAGUAGCAGUAGUGUUAUGGGUUAGGUUAAAUAUGUUUUGUUUUUGUGAUAGGAGGCAGGGUGUAGAGGGGGUCUGUCUAUGAAAUGAGUGGACUGCAACAAGCUGCAAGCAGGUGCGCUGCAUAAUCUCAAAGCUUCUCCUGACAGAUGAGAGGACAUAAGUAGCAUACUGUGUCUCACCUAACCUAACAAUGUUCUUAAGACUUUUUUCCCAUGGGUGAAGGGAACUCUGCCCAACGGAGUAGGAGAAUCUGAGUAUUUUCUGUGCCCUGGAGACUAUGUGAUGGUAAAAGACUACGGAAGAAAGAGCUGGAAAGACCCUAUGUGGAGGGGCCCGUGCCAGGUGUUGUUGGCUACCUCAAUGACGGUAAAAGUGGCAGAGACAGAUACUUAGAUCCAUGUUUCCCACUAUAGGAGUGUUCCAACCCCAGGAGAGGAAGAUGGCCCCGCCAUUGGGUAGCAUUGUUGUCUUUUGGGUUUGUCUGUGUUUGUGUCUUUGCAGUAGUAACUCCGAGCUUCCCUAUGGGUAGGCUGAUAGAAGGACACUCUUCGCUGACCGAUGUCGAUAGCUUGAGAGGGACUCUGGCUGAUCCGGAGACCCUAGUGACGGAAGAAGGUUAACAGCUAAAGUGACCAUACAUCGUCGUCCAGGUUACACCAACGGCGGUACGGAUAGAGGGGAGCGUGACCUGGUAUCAUCUAAACCAUUGUACCAGAGUGAGGGAACCGAUGACUGAGAUAUGAGAGAGCUGAGGAUGCUGGCGAGAAUCAGAUGGGGGAGGAUGGCAAUUACUGAUGAGCUACGUGUUCUUGCUGAUUCCCUCGGCGGAGGGGCAGAUCUUCGAGACUUUCGAGACCUUUGAGACUUUCAAGACCUUCUAGAUCUUCGAGAUAUUCCAGACAUUCAAGACUCACCAGAUGUCCCCAUCAUUGAUUUCUCUGCACUUGACUAGUUCACUGAGAAUAAGGGGAAUGGGGUACUGAUAAUAGUAAAGCAGAAGAACAAGACAUAGAAUGGAUAUAGACAGGAUUAAAAUGUAUAUUCCUGCACAGGCAGGAACCAUAACUAAAAUACAGGAAGGGAUCACUAUUAAAAUACAAGGGUUAACUGGUUAUUGGUGUGGGAUGAACCAGCACGAGGAUUAUGGGGAAAUCACAUGGGGUAACGGUGACCUUAAAAUAAUAAAAGAAAAAGACAGAUGGAUCAUAGACAUAAGGAUAACAGUUCGAGACUUAGAUAAACAAUUUUAUGUAGUACUUAGUGUUAGAGUUCCAGGGGGAAGUGUUGUUGGAGUAGUUAUUCCUUGGGAAAGUGCACUAAACCAUGUAUAUGUUAGAGCUAUACCAAAUGCAGAAGAAAGGGAAUGGAAGGAGCCGUUAAACAAUGAUUGGUAUAGAUGAUUACAAUGUAUUACAAUAAAAUUAAAGAAGGAAAAUAGUCUAAUAUGCACCACAUCUCCGUUUAAAGAAUUAACAGUAGUUCAAAGUCUUCACAGUUACCAGGACUGUGCUAUGAUUCAAUCACAACUUUUGUCAUAUUUAGGAAACCCUAAAUAUAAACAAUUUUAUAAUCACCCAGGAUGGGGAGAGAAGGGUAAGCAAUUAGUUGUUAGAAUAGGAACAAGGAAAAGGGAAACGCCAGAGUAAUGUCAAAUAGACUAUGAGUAAAUUAUAUAGGAGUGGUACAAUAAAACAAUUGGGUUAUAGAAGUUGGAAGAAUUCAAGGGAGAUUGUGAAAUUAUGUGGCAUUUAUACAGAUUGCCUUUGGAAUGCAGGGACCCCUCAAGGAAAAAUCUAUCAGGCAGCAGGAUCAUGUAUUAGAAAUUGGUAUUAAGAAUGAGUGGUGAAAUAUAAUGAUUUGUCAUAUACUCAAUGUUAAUAGGGAUGUUUUGGAUUGGAAAUUAACUCAACUAAACUGUUAUGAUUUGUCCUUUCUUGAGGUUGCUGCGGAUGUUGUCUUAAUGCAAAACAGAGAUAAUUCGAUCCAGAAUGGUGUGAAUCUCAAUAAAAACAAAAAACCCUCUUCCCGGCUGAAGAGGAGCAACAAAGGCGUUGAAUACGUUCCUGUCCUGCACCACCUCUACCAGGAGACCUGAAUCAGAACCAGCAUCAAAUCAAAGCAAUCAAUUGCCUUCUCUUUUAUGCCUUUUCUCUCAAGAAUGUGACAGGAGUCCAUGUGGAGUGAGCAGGAAGAGAGAUCUAUGCAAAUACAACAUUUCUCAUAGUUUGGGUAUACUGGUUGGCAAAAUGGACAAAACAAAAUGAAGGUGGAGGUGGGGCGGCUCAGGUGUGACAUUGGAAUUGGAACAUUGCCAUGGGCAAUCCUAGAUGAACUAUGAAGCUAUCUGAAGAACAUAAUGAGGACGCCAGAAGAUUAAGUGCCGGUAGAGGAAGGGAGUGUUAGUUGAGGUAGUAUGUUGAAUUGAGGAGGUAUUAUACACUGCUAAAUGUAUAGUAAUUUAGACUAGGAAUGCAUUAAGAUACUGAUCUGUUGUAAUUCUCGUUAUGAGGAAGGUAAUGCUAGAAUUAUGAUAAUAUAACUAUACAGUAUGCCAGUGUCAAUAUGUGCCAAGGUGAGAGUUUUAACUUUGAAUGAUGGAACCAAGGUGACUAACUAAGAAUUGUCAUUCUAAAUUUGUUUUGGGUAAUUAAUUUGAUUAUGAUUAUGAAUUGUAAGCUGACUGAUUGAUCUGAAUGAAGUUAUGUGAGUUAAAGAUAUUGAUAUUAUUCUUAAACAUGUCCUAGGUAGUAUGGCUAAAACAACGCUAUGUUAGUUUUAAUGUGUUAGGAUACUAACGCUUAUAUUGGAAUUGGUUUAAGUAGAAAUAUUAAUAUUGUACAUUAUGAGUAUAACUUUGAAUGCAAAGAUGGUGAUUGAUAGCAUAAACAUAAUAUACUUUUGUAAUGUUAUGGGAUUAGUAAUCCCAUGAGGGGGGAUAUGUGGUGAAUUAUUAUUAAUGAACUGUAGAGUUUAAUGGACUAUGAGGUAGAACUGGGUUAAUCAAGAGCAUAGAGUUAGAUUUCUUUGUUACUGGGCCAGGAAUUGAAUUGGGUCAUUUCACUGUGUGUGUGGGGUUUGUGUAUGUGUCAAGGAUUUAGAGCCAUGUCAUGGUUAAACUAAACAUGAGUGUGUGUGCAAGACAGGGGAGUGAGUGAUUUGUUGGAGUACUAUGUGCAUAAUAAAAGUCGAGUUUAGCCGCCCUCAGAGACAAAGGAAGUGGGCGGAGCAAUAAAAGAGCGGGAAACUGAAGAGGGGACUAUACAGUGGGGAGAACAAGUAUUUGAUACACUGCCGAUUUUGCAGGUUUUCCUACUUACAAAGCAUGUAGAGGUCUGUAAUUUUUUAUCAUAGGUACACUUCAACUGUGAGAGACGGAAUCUAAAACAAAAAUCCAGAAAAUCACAUUGUAUGAUUUUUAAGUAAUUAAUUUGCAUUUUAUUGCAUGACAUAAGUAUUGGAUACAUCAGAAAAGCAGAACUUAAUAUUUGGUACAGAAACCUUUGUUUGCAAUUACAGAGAUCAUACGUUUCCUGUAGGUCUUGACCAGGUUUGCACACACUGCAGCAGGCAUUUUGGCCCACUCCUCCAUACAGACCUUCUCCAGAUCCUUCAGGUUUCGGGGCUGUCGCUGGGCAAAACGGAUUUUCAGCUCCCUCCAAAGAUUUUCUAUUGGGUUCAGGUCUGGAGACUGGCUAGGCCACUCCAGGACCUUGAGAUGCUUCUUACGGAGCCACUCCUUAGUUGCCCUGGCUGUGUGUUUCGGGUCGUUGUCAUGCUGGAAGACCCAGCCACGACCCAUCUUCAAUGCUCUUACUGAGGAAAGGAGGUUGUUGGCCAAGAUCUCGCUAUACAUGGCCCCAUCCAUCCUCCCCUCAAUACGGUGCAGUCGUCCUGUCCCCUUUGCAGAAAAGCAUCCCCAAAGAAUGAUGUUUCCACCUCCAUGGGUUGGGAUGGUGUUCUUGGGGUUGUACUCAUCCUUCUUCUUCCUCCAAACACGGCAAGUGGAGUUUAGACCAAAAAGCUCUAUUUUUGUCUCAUUAGAUCACAUGACCUUCUCCCAUUCCUCCUCUGGAUCAUCCAGAUGGUCAUUGGCAAACUUCAGACGGGCCUGGACAUGCGCUGGCUUGAGCAGGGGGACCUUGCAUGCGCUGCAGGAUUUUAAUCCAUGACGGCGUAGUCUGUUACUAAUGGUUUUCUUUGAGACUGUGGUCCCAGCUCUCUUCAGGUCAUUGACCAGGUCCUGCUGUGUAAUUCUGGGCUGAGCCCUCACCUUCCUCAUGAUCAUUGAUGCCCCAUGAGGUGAGAUCUUGCAUGGAGCCCCAGACCGAGGGUGAUUGACCGUCAUCUUGAACUUCUUCCAUUUUCUAAUAAUUGCACCAACAGUUGUUGCCUUCUCACCAAGCUGCUUGCCUAUUGUCCUGUAGCCCAUUCCAGCCUUGUGCAGGUCUACAAUUUUAAUAAAGUAAUAUCUUGAUGCAACAAAAACUCUGUAAGACCUUAUUUGUAAUAAAGUAUAGUGGUUAUUUUCCACAACACAUACUCACCAGACAUGGGUGAUCUGGAUCGACAUGUACGACAGUGUUCCAGAUCCCGCCAAUAUCCAGCAACAUUCCACAGGCCACAAUCAACAGCCUGAUCCACUCUAUGUGAAGGAAAUAUGUCGUGCUGCAUGGGGCAAAUGGUGGUCACACACCAGAUACUGACUGGUUUUCUGAUCCACUACCCUACUUUCUUUUUUUGGGGCCAACAGAUGCAUAUCUGUAUUCCCAGUCAUGUGAAAUCCAUUGUCCUGUUUUUAUUGCUAUCCAUCUGUACUGUUAUUUCUUCUAUUUCCUUUGUUAACAUGAUCUCUUUUGACAUAUUUUGUUGUUGUUUUAAAGAUGAAUAUUGAAUUGCAUGAAAUUUAAAGGCACAUUUAGUUUGAUCUUAUCUUGAUUAUUGUCCAGUCAUAUGGUCAAGUGCUGCAAAUAAAGACCUAGUUUAGCUGCAGCUGGUCUAGAACAGAGCGGCAAGUCUUGCUCUUCGUUGUAAUCAGAGGGCUAAUAUCAAUAAUAUGCAUGCCAGUCUCUCUUGGCUAAGUGUUGAGGAAAGACUGACUGCAUCACUUCUUGUUUUUAUAAGAAACAUUAAUGUGUUGGAAAUUCCAAAUUAUUUGCAUGGUCAACUUACACACAGCACUGACACACACACUUACCCCACCAGACAUGCCACCAGGGGUCUUUUCACAGUCCCCAGGUCCAGAACAAAUUCAAGGAAAUGUACAGUAUUAUACAGAGCCAUGAGAGCAUGGAACUUCCUUCCAUCUCAUAAAGUGCAAGUGAACAGCAAACCUGGUUUCAAAACACAACUAAAGCAACACCUCACGGCACAACGCCUCUCCCCCAUGUGACCUACUUGUUGCAUGUAUGUACUGACAUGUAUUGUAGCUGAUAGAUGCACACACACGCACACUACAUGUUUUUACAUUUAUGUAAAUUAUAAAGUAUUUUGUCUGUAAUGUUGUAAUGAUGUCAUGUCAUAGUAUUGUGUGGACCAGGGGAGAGUUAGUGGAUAAGUGGUUUGGUGCCACAGAGUCUGCAUUCCUUAUGUCAAAGGAGAUUACUGAUGUUGAUCUUAGAAUAAUUGAUGGACAGGAUAUAGUGACAGGGGUAAAGGGUAAUAACAUCAAAGAAAGGGAGUGCCCAUGGAGGUUUACCAGAUGUAUGUGAAGAAACUGGUAACAGAGGGUUUAUAAGCUGAUGUAUCUCUUUGUCCAAGAGUUCGGAGAUGGCAGAGGCAGGGUUAUGUCCUUCUUCUGUUAUAACGAACCAUGGUACCUAUUAAAUAUCUUAUAUGAACUCCCCAUCAAAAGUGUCUAAGUCUAUUCUUACAUUCUUAAGUACUUGAUACCCUAGAAACUCAUCAUAACAAAUGUAUUUUUCGUUAUAUGUCGGACCCCAGUAAGACUAGCUGUUGCCAUUGGCAUCGGCUAAUGGGGAUCCCAAUAAAUCAAAUCAAAAGUCAGCUUAAACUCUUUUCUGCUCAAACCAUUUCCAUUCAUGCAGAUAGAGAGAAAAUCAACCCCUAAUAAAGUUACAUAUUCUCCUUCCUUUAUGUCUGGGAAAAGUCUGUGUCUGAAACUAACUACACACACGCAUGCACGUGAAAGUGAGAUGGCAUUGUUGGCAUGGUGUGUUGGCCUACCCACAAACCCUUGCUGCAGGGCCAAACCAUAUGGAAUCAGGGUACAUAUAGUAGCUAUAUUCAGUAGGAAAAAUAUCUGUCUUCCAUGCCCCUUCUAUAAGGGUAGAUCAACUAAUGGUUACCAUUAAGAGGUAAUAUUUAAAAUGAGAAUGUAAUGACGUCUGGCUUAGCAUCUGGUUUGUAAAUUAAAAAUACCAUGGUAACCUGGACGUUACGGGAUGAGGAUCAAAAACAGACAAUAAACAUCAAAACGCCAAUCAUUUCCUCAGUUAGAUCCUCAUGGAUGACUUUCCUUUUGUUUCUAUGUUUCAACUAGUCAGGUUGAUGCAAAGUGGGCCAACAAAUGUUGUUUUGGAGGAUGGAAGAGCUGUGCCUUAUGACUUAGAUACAUUCUCUCAUGGUUUAAUUCCACGUCUAAGUCUCUACAUUUGUAUAUGGAGAUGUGUUGGUGAUUUUCACAAUUAAACAAAAAUUUAAAAAACAAGUGUUAUUUACAAGCUAGAGCCUUUUGAGCAUCAGUGAAAAGGUAUGGUUAGGACAACAAAGAAAGACUGAACAUCGUCUCCAGCCAUGUGAACCAUGUUUUCCUCACUCUAUAUCUUUUAGAACCAGACUACAAAACAUGACACUACAACAAUGUGUCUUACAGAACCAACAACUGUACAAUGGUUGGUCUGGCAUCAUCAGCAUGCCUCUGACUCAGCAUAGCAGAUUGUCUCGCUUUUUUUUCACUGGGGAAGAAUCACACAGCUGAGGCCAUUUCAGACCACACAGGUGUGUAAUUAUCAUCAUCAUCAUCAUCAUCAUCACCCUCUGGCACAGCCAGCCAAUCAGAUGGGCAACUGCUGAUGUUGUAUGAGUAACAAGUGGCUUUGGCAAAUAACAUAUCUCAUUAUUCUGACCUGUAAAUUCAUCAAUGGUUUCCUUUCUCUCUCUGUCCUUCUUUAUUAUCGUCCCCUCUAUUCUUACUCUUUCUUCUCUCCAUCUUUAUCUCUCCCUCUCUCUUCCUUUUGUGACAGGGUUUCCACCACCCUUGUGCCAGAGCUGAUCCAUUGGGUCCUGGAUACCAGAGAUCAUCUGUGCCUG
Molecule: messenger RNA, 20757 nt
Organism: Coregonus sp. 'balchen'
Lineage: Eukaryota; Metazoa; Chordata; Actinopteri; Salmoniformes; Salmonidae
Source: the annotation of a GenBank genome assembly